This is a messenger RNA of Juglans regia (Persian walnut), 2148 nucleotides long. RefSeq lists its product as uncharacterized. Lineage: Eukaryota; Viridiplantae; Streptophyta; Magnoliopsida; Fagales; Juglandaceae. The record is from RefSeq and is a predicted model, not a curated record. The coding region runs from base 74 to 1897 and encodes 607 amino acids. The transcript has 10 exons.
UACUUAUCUUUUCUUCAGGGUGUUUUGAUUGUGCUGCUUUGUUCUUUCAUUUUCUGGAAAAAAGUACAAGAAGAUGAAUACCAGAGUGCGCACCACUCUUCAGGCAAUGAAAGCUCCUCUGAACCUUGAUAAAAUGGAGACUCAGGGGAGCAGAGUAAAAGGUGGCGAGAAACCUGUGACCAAUCGAAGGCGAUCAAAUAGAGAAAGAAAAAUGACGUUACUUCAAGAUGUUGAUAAGCUAAAGAAGAGGCUCAGACAUGAAGAGAAUGUUCACAGAGCAUUGGAGAGGGCUUUUAGUAGGCCUUUAGGAGCUCUACCUCGUCUUCCUCCUUAUCUUUCCCCACAUACACUAGAGCUUCUUGCCGAAGUAGCUGUUUUAGAAGAGGAGGUUGUUCGUCUGGAAGAGCAAAUCGUGAAUUUUAGGCAAGGUCUGUAUCAGGAAGCUGUCUACAUAUCCUCCAAGAGGAAUGUGGAGAAUUCGAGUGAUACAAUCGACCACGAGUCAGUUAGAAACUCCAAACAUCAGCGAUCAAAGUCUUUGCCCCAAAAUGAGCUGAAUUCAAAUACAUCUAUAACCAGACCUCAACCUUGCCUUGCCAGAAGUACAAGUAGAAAGUUCUUUUCCCUUGAUAUCAUCCACGAUCGAACGGCUAAUUGUUCCAAUAGGCCAGUGAUGGGGAAACAAUCUCUUAAUAAACGCAAUUCCUCUCCAUCUUGUCCAGAAGAUGGGCAAGGAAAAGAGAGUUGGUUGUGUUUUAAUUCUGUGAAGGACAAGCAAUCUCCGGAAAAGAAAUAUGCAAAAAACAUAACCUCGAUGCAGAAAACUCCAAUCAAAUAUGAAUCAAUGGAGAAAUGUGCGGAUCCUAUAAGGUCAAAGCUAGGGAGCAGACUAAUAGAGGAGAGAGCACAGGAGAGUACCUCCGGUUCUUCAGAUGAAAGAGUAUUGGAAGCUGAUAGCACUCCCAACAAAGUAUCUGAGGAUAUAGUGAAGUGUUUGUCUAGCAUUUUCAUGAGGAUGAGCGCAUUGAAGGACAAAGUAGUGGAAUCAGGGACUUUUCAAGCAGUAGCUUCUCAUGGAAACAACAGAGAAACACAGUUUAGAGAUGCUUAUGAAAUCUGUUCAGAAUACAGAGAGAGAGAUAUUGGUCCUUAUAAGCAUCUCUGUGCAAUUGAAGCAAGUUCAAUCGAUCUCAAUCGCACAACCAAUGCUUUGUUUCUGAUUCAUAGGCUAAAGUUGCUAUUUGGAAGGCUUGCUACUGUGAAGUUAGAGGGUCUUACACAUCAGCAGAAGCUUGCAUUCUGGAUAAAUAUAUACAAUUCCUGCAUGAUGAAUGCAUUUUUAGAGCAUGGGAUACCGGAUACCUCCAAAAUGGUUGUAGCACUAAUGCAAAAGGCGACAAUUGUUGUGGGGGGACACUUGCUGAAUGCAAUAACAAUCGAACACUUCAUCUUGAGACUGCCUUUUCAUUUGAAAUUUACAUGCACAAAAGCUGCAAAAAAUGAUGAGAUGAAAGCACGCAGCAUAUUUGGAUUGGAAUGGUCUGAACCCUUGGUUACAUUUGCACUCUCCUGUGGAAGCUGUUCCUCACCUGCUGUGAGGGUGUACACAGCAUCUCAAGUGGAAGAAGAGUUGGAAGUUGCAAAGAGGGACUACUUGCAGGCAGCAGUUGGCUUUACAAAGACAAAUAAAUUAGUUAUCCCCAAGGUACUAGAUUGGUAUCUACUUGACUUUGCUAAGGAUUUGGAGUCAUUGCUGGAUUGGAUCUGCCUGCAACUACCGGAUGAACUCCGUAGCGAAGCAGUCAAAUGUCUUGAGAGAAGAGGAAGAGAACCCUUAUCACAAUUAAUACAAGUAAUGCCAUAUGAUUUCAGUUUCAGGCUACUUUUACAUGGAUGAGAGUUUUUUUUUCCCUCUCUUGAUCAGAGUCUGUCUAGUGUCACCAAUUUUGGAUGUGGUGAGGGUUGUGUAUUGAUAGUCACAAGUGGAAGCGCAUACAUAUCAGAUGUGGUGGGGGUGUGGUGUUUGAUUCAUUAUUUGAGGAAGAGUAAAUGAAUGUGAUCAAUUCUUUAAUGUUUUUCAUUUUAUUUUUCUUUUUUGAGAUUUUCUUUUUUAUCAACUUCCUCAAUUCUUGACAGAAUUAUUAAUGU